Messenger RNA from Hordeum vulgare subsp. vulgare (domesticated barley), 1849 nucleotides. Its product is annotated as beta-glucosidase 32-like. The record is from RefSeq and is a predicted model, not a curated record. The transcript has 13 exons. Lineage: Eukaryota; Viridiplantae; Streptophyta; Magnoliopsida; Poales; Poaceae. The coding region runs from base 116 to 1627 and encodes 503 amino acids. Gene Ontology annotation, biological process: carbohydrate metabolic process. Gene Ontology annotation, molecular function: beta-glucosidase activity.
CGACGGACGGACAAAUGAGGGGCAGGACACAUCAUCCCACUCGCACGCUCCACACCCCGUCCAAGAAGAAGCGACUUGCCUCGCCUUGCCUUCAUCAGCAGAGCUGCAGGCACUCAUGCCCAUGGUUUCCCCAUUCCCCGUCGCCGUCGCCAUUAUGCUCUUGGCCGCUGUCUCGGCGCCGAGACACGCCUCGGCGCUCACCCGCCAUGACUUCCCCGAGGGGUUUGUCUUGGGCGCAGGCACCUCCGCCUACCAGGUGGAAGGCGCGGCUGCAGAGGACGGGAGGAAGCCCAGCAUCUGGGACACCUUCACCCACCAAGGCCACUCGUCUGACGGGUCCACCGGAGAUGUUUCAGCAGACCAGUACCAUCUUUACAAGGAAGACGUAAAGCUUAUGCACAAGAUGGGUCUGGACGCGUACAGAUUCUCCAUUUCUUGGCCCCGGCUUAUUCCUGAUGGAAGACGACAGAUAAACCCAAAAGGCUUGGAAUACUACAACAAUUUGAUAGAUGAGCUGAUACUAUAUGGAAUUCAGCCUCAUGUCACCAUCUACCAUUUUGAUCUUCCUCAGGUCCUGCAGGAUGAGUACGGUGGACUACUGAGCCCCAGAUUCAUAGAAGAUUACACCGCUUACGCGAACGUGUGCUUCAAGAGCUUCGGCGACAGAGUGAAGCACUGGGUAACCGUCAACGAGCCAAACAUAGAGCCGAUCGGCGGCUACGACAACGGCUCUCAACCUCCGCGCCGCUGCUCCUAUCCGUUCGGCGCAGACUGCGCCGGAGGGAAUUCUUCGACCGAGCCGUACAUAGCAGCUCAUCAUCUCCUGCUUGCACACGCUUCGGCAGUGUCCCUGUACAGAGAGAAGUACAAGGCAGCGCAGGGAGGCCAGAUAGGGAUCACUCUGCUGGGCUGGUGGCAUGAGCCUGCUUCUAACACGACUCAGGAUGCAGCUGCUGCCAUGAGGAUGAAUGACUUCCACAUAGGAUGGUUCAUGCAUCCGUUGGUGUAUGGAGACUACCCUCCGGUGAUGAGGAGCAGGGUAGGCGGUCGAUUGCCGGCUCUACCGGCACCGGAGUCGGGCAAGGUGCGUGGAUCGUUCGACUUCAUCGGCUUCAACCACUACCUCAUCAUGCGUGUGCGAUCUAUCGACACCAGCUCCGGUCAGGAACCCAGGGACUACUACGUCGAUGCAGCCGUCCAAAAUCCAGCAGCAGACAUAACCACGGGUAAGGUGGAAACCGCUCCGUGGUCUCUGAGGAAGCUGCUGGAGCACCUGAAACUAAACUACGGGAACCCCCCCGUGUGGAUCCAUGAAAACGGAUACGCAGACGCCCCGAGCAAGGACGACGACGACGAGGACAGAACGGAAUUCCUGCAGGAUUACCUGGAGACCCUGUACCUGUCCAUACGGAACGGGUCGAACGCGCGGGGAUACUUCGUGUGGUCGUUCUUGGACGUGUUCGAGUUCCUCUUCGGCUACCGGCUGCGCUUCGGCCUGUGCGGCGUCGACAUGGGCGACGCCGCGAGGACGAGGUACCUGAGGAGCUCGGCUCGCUGGUACUCCGGCUUCCUCGCCGGCGGCGAGCUCCGGCCGGCUGCUCGGCCCCACAAGUCGUACGUCCGAUGAGAAAACAUGAGACGCUCACAUGUAUCCCUGCACGUGGUUUUUUUUAACACUCCUUGCACGUGUGUUUGUUUUCCGCGAACUGCUCUGCACGACGAGAAUACCUGUACCGGGAAAAUAUGGAUACGUUUUGUAAUCUUGUUUCUCUUUUCACGAAUACGCAAAGCUUAUGUAUCUUUAUAGAAAAUAUAAGAGAGGCACCCUGCUUUGUAGUCUUGUUAAAAA